Messenger RNA from Geodia barretti, 2550 nucleotides. The record is from the annotation of a GenBank genome assembly. Lineage: Eukaryota; Metazoa; Porifera; Demospongiae; Tetractinellida; Geodiidae.
GUAAUGGAACGUCACGGUUUUGUAUAAUGGAGCUAGAGCAAGCGAUCGACAAGGCUGUUGAAGCAGUUGGUUUGCAGUCACUCAAGCCUCUACAGCGCCAUGUAAUAAGCUCGUUUGUGACUGGAAACGACGUUUUUGUGAGUCUUCCUACCGGUUUUGGCAAGUCAUACUUCCUUCGUUGCUGAAAUGAUGUCAAACAGUGCACUGUACGAUAGCCCUUGCAGGGGUCAACGAGCUUUUGAGUCAAGCAGGCUUGCUCCGCAGGCUCUGCAAGUACCGUCCAUCAAAGAAGCGAAGGUUCAAAUGUUCAAAGGUUUUAAUGCACUGCAAGCCAAACAAGAAUAGGCACGGCAUGUUUUACAAAAAAUAAAGUUACUUGUAAUGUCUAGCAUACAUGAAAAUAUCAGAAGUAGCGGACGAAAGAGAGUUGAUAAUCUGGUCUGGGUCUGAGAGAGGCGUGUGAGAGAGAGUAUAGUGAUGAAAGUAAGAAACAUCCAUUGUGGCACCACAGAGAUGGCAGAUGCCUGGCUGAAACUGUGGCCUGGUCAAUUCGCGAUAAAGGGCCUGUAGAGAGUCAGUACCACGAGGUCCGUAAUCAAGUGCCAUGUCCCACAGCUUCAUCCAAGAUGUAUCAGCAGCUAUUCCUGAUGCAAUCGCUGUACUGUUGUGACGGCUGGCCUCGGUGGUGCAGGCCUCCCAGUCUGCCUGUAAUACUUCUCGCUUUAAUUCUCUUAGAGUUGACUGGGCACUGAGCAUGGCAUCGGUAGAGCCCUGACAGGAGAGCUUACCCUCCAUAGCUCUACAUUCCUGCACGAGCCUGAGAGAAUCUUGUGGUGAGCUUGAAAAUAUUUGGCUCCCAAUGCUAUUUCCGUCGUCAGACACCUUUGAUAGAAGACUCAGUUUACGAACAAACAUUCUUGCUGUUACUGAGGGCCACCUGAGAGCCAAACGAGUAGAAAGUGUAGAGUGAUACUUCGACAGUUUCAAUAUGCGACGACCAAUUUCCCCCUGAAAUGAUUCCAGCUGAUGCAGCAUCGAAUCUGUCAGCAUCCAGUUCUCACAGCCGAACAGCAGCACAGGAACCACACAGGCCUCAUAGAUGCUUCUCGCUGAUAAUGGAUUCCUUCAUUUCGUGUGCGCACACGCGUUAGUAUUAUGAUAUUCAUCGCAGUUGGGUGUAACCGCAACCACUCGAGAUAAGUGGUUACUGAAAUUCCUUGGCCCGUGGAGAGGCAUAGUUAUUGACCAGACCCUUCUCCCGCUCUCGCGCAUGCGUUUACGGGCACCAGACUAAGCUGCAACAUGCUGAAUCUAGUGUUGAGCUAAGUAGUGCCAGAGGUUCUUCUAGUGCAUUAGAUGCUGAAGGUAAUCAUUAUUGCCUUUCAUGAAUCGUGGGAUUGUGAGCCAUCACCCUGUGUUGUGUGAUAAUGUUAUCUCCUCAGAGAGCACAUACAGCUCUCCAUGAGACCUGUCAGGAAGGCCACACCCACCUCUCCCUCCUCCUCAUUUCGCUGGGGGCAGACCUCCAGGCUCGCUCCAGGGAGGGCUGGACACCUCUCAUGUGUGCCUCCUCUCGAGGCCAUCUACAGCUCCUCUCCAUCCUCGCCGCUACUGGUGGAAAUGUCAAUGACCUUACCAGAACGGGCCUCACCCCACUGCACAUUGCUGCAUGGAAAGGGCACACGGCAGUGGUCCAGAAACUGCUGGGUCUUGGUUGCAACCCGGCGGCUGUGGCUCAUAGUGGGAAGACGGCCCUGCAGCUGGCCAGUGAGGAGGAGCACAGGGAGACUGUCACUGUACUCCAGGCAGCCGCUGCCAAAAUGUCACAGGAGCCAACCUACAGCAUCUCCUCUCUGGAGGGCCAGCUAAGACUGUGUCAGGAGAAACUGGCCCAGGUCCUCAGCCACCACGAGCAGGUCAUUGCUGCUGAACUCCACCUCAGGGAUGAGAAGGAGAUGAAGCUAAAGACUGAACUGGAACAAGAGAGAGCCAAAGUGGCCAGGUUGGAGGCUCAGGUUGGACCAGAGAACAGAGGCAGUGGUGAAACCACAGCCCAGUCAGCUGACUUUAAUGGGAGAGAGAGCGACGAGGAAUAUUUCUUUCGUGCACCCAAUCAAGAGGCCAUCAAGCUGGGGACCCCCAUCGUUAAAAGUGCAUCAUCUUCUGACAUUUUUGCCAGCAGCAGUCGCCCCUCACCCUUCAUCAGUCUCCCUCACUCCUCCUCCCACAACUCCAGUGAGAGAUGCAGCAUCACCGACAUGGUGACAGAGUGCAUGAGGAACCCUUCCUCCAUGGCCAGCAUUCGCAGCAACCUCAAGGCAGACAACCUGACUCCUCGUAUCCAGAGAAAGUUCCGUUACAAGACCACAUCAGCAACUCUACCUGCAGUAGGCAGUGUCCCCUCCCCACUCACUAAGGAUGGAGCCAGAGCUGCUACUGACACUGGUUACCUUCCAACCACUUCUAGAGCUCCCCCCAAGCCUUAGUUUUGACCCUUAAUUUAUAAUAAUAUUUGCCAUCCAUUGUAAAGCUGCCAAUAAUUCCAACUGC